Ilex paraguariensis (yerba mate) is the source of this 373-nucleotide messenger RNA. The record is from the annotation of a GenBank genome assembly. Lineage: Eukaryota; Viridiplantae; Streptophyta; Magnoliopsida; Aquifoliales; Aquifoliaceae.
UCCUGACGAAAACCCUCAUUUUGAUCCAAGGAUGGGUAUCAAUAAAAAUAAGCUUUUGAGGCCCAAGAGGGCAUCUCUUCAGUUUGUAGAGGAAGGCGAAUGGUCAAAAGAGGCUGAGCACAUUAAAUUGAAGAGUCACCUUGGAGAAGCACAAGCCAAGGACUUAAAGGUGAAGCAAGCUCAGCUGGCAAAGGCAAAGGCAGAGCAUGGUAUAAAUCCAAAUCUGAUAGAGGUAUCAGAGAGAGUUAUCACCAAAGAAAAACCAAAGGAUCCACUUCCUGAAAUCGAGUGGUGGGAUGUGCCUCUUUUGCAAUCUGGUACUUAUGGAGACAUUACUGGUGGUAGCAUGAACAAAGAUAAGCUUAAGAUGUAG